Messenger RNA from [Candida] anglica, 1263 nucleotides. NCBI's taxonomy places the organism in Eukaryota, Fungi, Ascomycota, Pichiomycetes, Serinales, Debaryomycetaceae. The record is from the annotation of a GenBank genome assembly.
AUGUCAGUGCGAGAUAAGCUAGAUAACCUAUACGAGGGGAUCUUACUAGAGCUUGAUGAUCUUUCUAGGGGCAAGGAUGAACUUGUUGCUCAAUUGAAACAUCAACAAACGCGAUAUGAGCAGGAGAUCAAACAAUUGAAGUCAUCAUUGGCAGCCAAGGAUAAACAAAUUGAACAAUUAAAGCUUCUGAGUAAGCAAGAAGGGAACUUCCCUCAUCCUAUUACUCCUAGUUCGCUCUUGCCUAUAAGUAAAAAGCGUAAAUUCAAUGACCAAAUCGUUGCCUUGGACUAUCAUCAUGAGCACGCGUCAUCAUCUCCAACUGACCGAUUAUCACCUAUAAAACAACAAGUACAAUCUCAGCCAUAUGACGAAGAUCCUGGAGAUUUAAAUGCUACAGAUGACUAUCUUUUUGCUAGACUCCCAACUCAAUAUUCCGAGACAAUGUCAUCUCCUGAACGUAAAAUUCCUGAUUCAGAACUUGCACGAUUACCUACACAAUAUUCUGUCACUCAGGGUAGUGCUGGGGACCCAAUAGUUGACUUAACUCCAUUCAUUCUUACACAAGCAUCCACAGAAUCGCAACCUGCAUCCCCAGAAGUUAUUGCGGAUUCGCAGGAAGAAGAAAAUCCUCUUGUGGUAUCAUCCCCAUUACCGCUUCAAGAUAUUACCAAUGUCACCAAGAAUGAUGAUAUAAACACGGCAACUUCUCGCAUGACACCGCUUCAAAAAAGAGAUUAUCUUCGUAAUCAUUACUCUACGCUAUUCCAUACUUCACCUGAAUUUAGAUUGAAUCUUUCACUGAAUCCUAUAUACUCACAACGUUGGGCUCUAUCUGAUUUCAUUCCCAAUCCAAAAUAUGUGAAACCUAAACUUAAGAGGAAAUUGGGACGUACUUGGAAGGAACAGGCUAAUAUCGAUAAAUUCUACAAGUUAGCUGGUCCCGGUGUACGCCUUCAGUCACUUCGAUGGAAUGAUGAUGACGAUAAUGACGAAAAUGAAAUUCGACCAGAAGCGUCUCAAUUACACGAUAGAUUCCCAUCACCUCCUGGUUUCAACGAAGUUGAUUUCCCAACCACCCAAGAGGAAAUCGACCGUAAAAAGUAUACUGAAACUAUACAAGCACAAAGAAUAGAGAGUCGAUUAAAUGAAUGCUGGAAAAUCUGUCAAAAUAUAGAUGGAGGGUAUAUUUUCAGAGAGCCCAUACUAAAUGAGUAUGUAUUAAAUGGCCGGUUCUAUAUUGAUGAGGGAAGUCAAACUCUAUAG